AAGCGCGCUCGCGUGAGGCGACUGGGCGCGAGAACGGCAGCCUGUUCGCGAAGCAUGAUCGAGAAACCCGCACUCUCAGAACCUACUCACACAGUCCCGAACUAGUCGCUACUACUCCUGAUCGAUGACACCGGACAAAGUAGAACGGCGACGCGUGUAUCUAGCCUAUCGGACGCUGUUCACUGGAAAGAAUGCUCGUGUGCGAUCGAAGAAGGCUAUACUUCGUAUCGUCCAAGCGUCACCAAUGCCCUCAGAUGCAGAGGAUCUGAGGCACAAGACAAUACCCAUCCUUAGAUCGUUGCUCUGCGAUCGCGUUUUUGAGAUAGAAGAGGCAGCGAAAAUUGACUUUCCAGAACUAUGGACAACAUCCUGUCGAAAAGAAAAGCUUGGCAAAACGCCAUUGAAGGCUGACAAAGCACCUCAAACCUCUGCGAAGGUCAACGGAGCUGCUCAAACCUCGAGUCUCGCGGCUAUACCACCUGAUAAGACCAAAGAUGGGCGGAGAGCAUCGUUUCAACUGGACACGAAAUCUUUCAAAUUCUCCUACACUACCCAACACCAGGUUCUGGGGACGAUACAACAAAUGCUCGAGAUGUCAUGUUAUAACUUUACACUGGCCUGGUUUCCCGCUGUUCUCAAGGAUCGCUCCUGGACCUGUGCCGCUGCAUUGGACCUGACAAAGUGGCUUCGCAUUAUGAGUGAGCAAAUGGAUACUCUACCUGAAGCAUGCAUAGAUGGAGAGGAGCGCGCAACAUUCAAAGAGAUCCAGCCCCGAUUAGCGCUGCUCAGGCACUCCGCGGUUCAUAGGCUCCACCUGGAACACCAUGUGUUGUUAGAAUAGAUUCAAGCCGCGCUCAGACUCGCAGAGAUAUUGCGCGACGGUAUCUGCAAGUACAAGCUCGAGGCUGUGUAUGCUUGUCUGGAAGAUAUUGUCACGAAGACGAAACAUAAUGCGGGGGUUCUGCACCAAGACGUGAAAGAUGAUCUUUUGGAAUUACAGAGGCAACGAGAACGUCUGGAUCAAAAGGAGCAGCAAUUACGAGCAUCGAC
Molecule: messenger RNA, 1050 nt
Organism: Boeremia exigua
Lineage: Eukaryota; Fungi; Ascomycota; Dothideomycetes; Pleosporales; Didymellaceae
Exons: 2
Coding region: 125-841 (238 amino acids)
Source: RefSeq, a predicted model, not a curated record